This is a messenger RNA of Nerophis ophidion (straightnose pipefish), 3537 nucleotides long. RefSeq names its product solute carrier family 17 member 9b (gene slc17a9b). Gene Ontology annotation, biological process: transmembrane transport. The transcript is spliced from 13 exons. Gene Ontology annotation, molecular function: transmembrane transporter activity. Gene Ontology annotation, cellular component: membrane. Lineage: Eukaryota; Metazoa; Chordata; Actinopteri; Syngnathiformes; Syngnathidae. Bases 229 to 1629 code for a protein of 466 amino acids. The record is from RefSeq and is a predicted model, not a curated record.
GUCAGAAAACUGACACGUGGAUUCUCUCCACAGGAACGUCAGGACAAGCACACUCCCGCUCCUUCUCUCAGUUUCCGGUCGUCUGUCCUUGUAGCUUUUCCCCGGCUCGUUAUGUUUCUCCCAGCGCUAAAAGCACGACGUGUCUUACUGCCCACGUUGCCGGGAAGAAAGUGAAGUAACCAGUCGAAGCUGGGAAGAGAGAGGGGGGCUGCAGCUACCGAGCAUUGAAUGGCCGUGACUCAAAAACAUGGGAAGAACUAUGGUCCAGAUCUGGUCUGUCACAAGGAGCACCAUCCACUCGACAAGAUCGGCGUCCCUGGGUGUCACAAGAAGUGGGAUGAAUACAACAAUCACUGGCCGCGGCCCUUGGCAAGGAUAUGGACAGUGGUGCUCCUACUUGGGACCUGCCUCCUCUACUGUGCCCGGGUGGCGAUGCCCAUCUGUGCAGUCAGUAUGGCAGACAAGUUCAACUGGAGCAAGAGAGAGUCCGGUAUGGUUCUGGGCAGCUUCUUUUGGGGGUACUGCUUCACCCAAGUGUUGGGAGGCUAUGUCAGUGACCGGGUGGGAGGAGAGAAAGUCCUCCUGCUCUCUGCAGCUGCCUGGGGCUCGAUGACAGCCUUUACCCCCUUCUUGGCUCAUUUCUGCUCCCAGCCGAUGUUCUCCAUGACACUGGCCCGCUUCCUCAUGGGCCUUUUGCAAGGUGUUCAUUAUCCUUCUUUGGCAAGCCUGUGCUCACAGAAGGUGGUGGAGAGUGAGCGAGGCUUCCUCAUGAGCACUGUGGGCAGCGGCUCAUACCUGGGCACUCUUGUGAUUGGAGGGGCUGGUUCCCUCAUGCUGGACCUAUAUGGAUGGGAGAGCGUGUUCUAUGUGUCAGGUCUGCUGGCUGUAAUUUGGGCAUACUGCAUGUGGAAAUACUUACUCAAAGGAGAAGGGCCCAUUAUCUCUCUGGAAUCCCUGGGAAAUAGUGGUCCGCAGGCCAGACUAGCCAAAAGACAUUGGUUACGGCUCUUCAGACAACCUGCAGUCUGUGCCGUGAUCAUUACGCACCUUUGCACAGCAAGCACCUUCUUCACUCUGUUGUCAUGGCUGCCAACCUUCUUUAUAGACACUUUCCCUGAUGCUAAGGGUUGGGUGUUCAAUGUCAUUCCUUGGUUGGUGGCCAUUCCCUCAUCCCUUUUCAGUGGUUGCCUGUCGGACCAUCUAAUUAGUCAAGGAUUCGACACAGCUAACGUGAGGAAGUUAAUGCAGUUUUUUUCCAUGGGUGUUUCCAGUGUGUUCACCAUCCUUCUCUGUGGCAACAUCACAUUCUCUUGGGCCAUAGCCUAUGUGUCGGCCACUAUGGGCCUCACCACCUUUAGUCACAGUGGUGUGUCUGUAAACGUUCAAGACCUUGCUCCGUCUUGUGCAGGAGCCUUGUUCGGUGUUAUGAACACAUGCGGAGCAUUCUCAGGGGUCCUCAUGGUAUAUUUCUCGGGGUAUCUCAUCGAGUCCACAGGCUCAUGGGCCUCCAUGUUUGGUCUCAUCACCGCCGUCAAUCUGCUUGGCCUGUGCACUUUCCUGGUUUUUGGUCAGGCCCGCCGCGUCGACAUUGACCCUAGCAAGAUUCGCCACCACCAUACCCGCAUCUGAAUACUCUGUCCUUAAAGAGAGUGGAGGAGUUUCAUCCUUAUCACGGGAGGUGUGUGUGUCUCUCUCUGUAUCUCUGUAGCUCAUAGACAGACACACAUGUGUAAAAGGUGUGUUAAGCACACAGCUGAGUCUGCUUAUUAAUCACAUCAUCACUUGACUCCAAAAAAUGUUUGCCAUUGCUGGUGAAGGAUAUCAGGGAAAAAAAGCACACCAUGCUUAAAUGUCAACUAGCUACACCUUGUAGUUUGUCUCUGUUAGGUAGUUUUCAUCUGCCCUUUCUCAUUUAUUUGCUUGUUUAACAUAAACAAAAAUACAUUUUCACAUAAAUUUGGGGGAGGGUCGGGCUUUGGCCCGAGAAGAUAUCAUGAAUUCAGAAAACUGCACAUUAUUGUUUACUCACUUGUUAGCAGUCUGAAAUGUUCUAUAUUUUAUUAAUUCCUCAGUACAAACCUCAUUUAAUCUUGACAACAAAAUUAAUGGAUAAGGUAAUUAUGAGGCUGUAACCCAAAGCACUUCUACAAAGUCAUCUCAUGACUGAGUGUUUUUCCAGUUACAAAAAGAUUAAGCGUUAGUUUCUUAGUUUUUUUGUUUUUGGGGUAGUGGUGAUGUGCUAUUGUCCCCAUCGCCAUGGUUACACAUGCCUGUUACAGAGAGGUGCAAAAAGAAUGAGUUUGUUCAACCAGUUUGUCGUAUCAGCAAAUGUAUAAGCAGAAAGACCAAAGUUACUGAAAAUGUUUAGUUUCUUAGCUUUUUUUAUGUCUUUGCAUGCUGUAUUUGCAAUCAUUUUGAGUACCUAUAUAUUUAUACGGCUUAAAAUUGUUUUUGCAGUCUCAAAAUAUUUUUAGAGAGCGUAAAAGUUUGCAAACAUGAUGCAGUAUGAAUGAGACUAUAAACCUCUGUAGUCUUUAUUAGAGUCUCGGUGGAAACACCUAAUGCACUUACUGUAAAACUGUCAAGCAACAGGAAGUCAAGUCAGUGUUUGAGGUAUUUGUGAUAGGAUUCUCUGCGCACUAAUUUAUCAUGCUCUCCUCUGAUGUACAGUGCCCAUGUCAUACACUGACAUGAUGAAUGUUGCAGGCCUUACAUUUUUACAAAGAUCUGUUUUGUUCUAUUGUUACACAUUUGGAACAAAAAUCAAAUGUAAGACUUAAAAUGAAUGCUUGUAGCUUUUAGUUUCUGUUAGAUGUCAUGUCUAACUUGACUUUAGUUGACUAUGCAUCUAGAUUUUUGUGCCUCUUUGGAAGUCCGGGUGGGUUUAAUUGUGUCAUUUUAUCUUUUCUUUAUUUUCACCAAACAGCACAUCGUGUUUUAGAUUCUGUAAUGGCUGUUUGUAAAAUCCACCUUAUUAGUUGUUGCAAAAAUGGGAGUUCAGUGUUGUUUGCAUACUUUGUAUGUAUGUAACAACCAGUAGAAUACCCGAUAUGGCUAUUUAUAGUAAUACACAUUGACAUAAACAGGGUGUUUCAAAAAUCGGAUAUCAAUUACAAUAUCAAGUAAUUACAUGUCCUGAGGGAAAUUGUAAAAAAGGCUUUGUUUUUGGAAAAAUACAAUAUGUAUUACAAAUUCAACAGCACUUUAAAAAAACAUUUCAAAACUAUACUCAACUUAAAAUUAAUUUUCAUGCCACAAUAUGUGUUACUUUAUCAGCUCAACAAAUACUUGAUAUUCCUUAAUUUUUUUGUUUACCACAUUGUCCGUCCAUGAUGUUCUGUCGUCUUUCUGUUACUAUCCUGCCCAAUGUUGUUAGUACAAUCAGUUGCUCUUGCUGGGUUCCCCUGAUAUUUUUGAUUAAAACAUAAAUCUGUAAUUAAGAAAUGCAAUACUGAAGGAAAAUUCAGUGUUGUAAUUUAAUUACGCUGUAAUUUAAAUGCAUGUCCUAACUUUGAAUAAAAAUUUAUUUUGUCAACA